This is a messenger RNA of Chanos chanos (milkfish), 2343 nucleotides long. Its product is annotated as probable G-protein coupled receptor 149. The transcript has 6 exons. The record is from RefSeq and is a predicted model, not a curated record. Gene Ontology annotation, biological process: neuropeptide signaling pathway. NCBI's taxonomy places the organism in Eukaryota, Metazoa, Chordata, Actinopteri, Gonorynchiformes, Chanidae. Gene Ontology annotation, cellular component: neuron projection; plasma membrane. Gene Ontology annotation, molecular function: neuropeptide binding; G protein-coupled receptor activity.
AUGUGCCGCUUGCGUCUUCUGCUCUUUUCCCUGGGGACACCUUCACAGCAGUGGGCAAAUGAGAGCACGCUGAUGCGGGAAGGGACCUUGGAGUAGAUUAAAAUGUCUGCGACACAUAGCUCUCCCCUGCCAAACAAAACCAUCCUCUUCACAGUGAGCUCUGAAACUCUGGACCCGGUUAAAGCGAACUGGCAAAUCAACUUGGCUCUUUUCUGUCUGUCUUUCGCCAUUGCCACAGUCACCUGCGCCGGGGGAUUGUACUCACUCCUGUCUGUGUUUAGAAUGAGGAGCAAAACCUCGUUAUGUGUAAUAGUGGCUUCCCUGUCUAUAGACGACCUCAUCAGCGUCGUACCACUGUCUUUAUUCAUGUUCUUGCAAUGGUGGAACGACGACGCUGGACAGUCUCGUACUAUAUGUACUUUGUCAGGACUGCUCUAUGUUUUUCAAGGACUGUCAAGCAACAUGAAGGCGUGCCUUAUCGUUGCAUAUACUUUCUAUGUGACAAAGCGUUUUGGAGUGUACCAGACCACCAGUCGACCUCUGAUGGUGUUAUGGGCAGUGGCUGCGGUGUGGUUGGUUAGUUUGAUUGUCAGCAUAUUACCUUUGUGCGGCUGGGGCCGCUUCGUUCCUGCAUCUUUGGGCUGUCUCCCAGAGAGUGAUAGUUUUUAUGUAUUGCUUCUUUUCGCGAUCUACUCAGUGUGUUUUUGUGGCCUCUUGUUUUUCUCGGUCCCUCUCACUUACCAGUUGUUGUGCUUAACAGAAAAUAAGAUGUUUUACCCUAGUUAUUUUGAAAUCGCCAGGACGCUAAGCGCUGACGUGUCGGCGACUCUAUGUGAAAUCCCGUCUCAGUCUAGAGAUAGCUUGGAGAAAAGUUUCGGGGCUUAUUCGGAAUUUGAUUCUGAUCCUGGAUUAUCAAAGAGCAAAACAGACACACAUUCACACUCGCCUCCAGCCACUGAUCGUUCACUGAAGAAUACCCGAAACGUACAACACUCUCCAACGUUCUUUGCACAGAAACGUUUCUCGAUGAUUCUGGCGAUGGCUCGCAUUGUUCUAUGGAUGCCGAUGAUGACCCAAAUUCUUGUGAGCCAUGCUGUUCGGCUGCACAGUUCAUCUUUAGAGACCCUGAGUUUCUUCCUGACCCUUCUUUCUGCUCUGGUCACACCAGUAUUUGUACUGUCAAAGCACUGGAUACAUCUUCCAUGUGGCUGCUUCAUCAACUGCCACCAAGGGCCAGCCUCAGGUCCUUCUUCUGGGAAUAAAAGGAGAUUUGAAUUUAACCUCUCCUUCCAGCAUGGUUAUGGCAUCUACAAAAUCUCUCAUGCCAAAUCGCCCUCCAUCAUGAAACCUUCAUACAAUAGUUUGUACAACUGUGAUUUCUCAGAGAGCAGAGUUGCAGCACUGGAUAGAAAUCCGACUGGAGGCCUCACUAUGCAAGAGUUCAGAAACACUGAUAUGGAGGAUAGCUCCUUCCAUGGCCAGCCUCUCUUGGAGGUUGUCUCACAAGAGACAACAACAGUUGGCCAGCCUGCAGGCUCUGACAAUGUAGAUGGCUACUGCAGUGUCUCAUCCUUUGUGCCAGCCUGUGACCGAGAGGACACCUCCUCUGUAUUUGAUGGGCAAGAGAGAAGGCUUUCUCAUGAGGAGUGUCGCAAAAUUGAACUUUCGGACUGGGAGUGGUGCCGCAGUAAAUCAGAGAGAACUCCAAGACAGAAAUCCACAGGAGGGCUUGCCAUUCCUCUUUGUGCCUUCCAAGGAACUGUCUCCCUCCAUGCCCCCACAGGCAAAACACUUUCCCUCUCUACCUAUGAGGUUAGCAGUGAUGGCCUCAAGUUGUCUCCCAAUGGCAAGAAAGUAGAAGUGUACCGCUCUAAAUCUGUAGGUCAUGAGCCUGAAGAGGCGCAGUCAGGUGAUGGUUGUGGUGGUAGUGUUGGAGAUGGCAUAAUUAGUGGACUGGUGGUGGAGCCAGGAGGAGUGUCUGAUACCAACGUGAAAAUCCACCUGGAGGUGUUGGAGAUUUGUGACAAUGAAGAGGCCAUGGACAGUGUCUCCAUUGUUUCUAACAUUAGUCAGUCUUCAGCACAUGCUCGCUCACCCUCCCUACGGUACUCACGCCGGGAGAACCGUUUUGUGUCAUGUGACUUGGGCGAGACAGCCUCUUAUUCUCUCCUCAUCCCCACCAGCAACCCAGAUACUGACAACAUCAAUAUCCACAUACCUGACACAGUGGAGGCACAUCGGCAGAACAGUCAACGACAGCAUCAAGAAAGUGGUGGUUACCAAGAGGAGAUUCAGCUUCUGAAUGAGGCAUACAGAAGGCAAACAGCAGACCAAGACAGCUGA